AAGUACAUCGUUCCCUGCCGGAUCCUCGGAGUGUAACACCGAGCGGUGAGUGUAGCGGGUAAGUUCAAAUAAAGUCACCACUAACGGAGCGACGAUGUCUUCGGUUCAGCAUCUGAAAGAGUUCAUCUCCCAGCGACUGACCGCUGCUGCUGUGGAAAUAUUCGGAGCCUUUGAACAAACCAUCGUCGAGUACGAAGAAGAGCUCGACCGUCAGCGCAGACUGUUGGACGCUGUGUUGAGACCUGAGAUCAAACUACACAGGAUAGAGAUUCCAGAUGUGUGUGAGGAAGAGGAGGAGGUUCCCACUCACCUGCAGAUUUCUCAUCACGUGAAGAAAACCACUCAGGAUGAAGAUGAUUCAAAUUUUCCACAAAUAAAAGAGGAACACGAGGAACCACACAGCAGUGAGGAAGGAGAGACGCUUGUUCUGAAGCAGGAGAUCGAUAAUGUGAUAAGUUCAGCAUACAAGGACAAUGCAGCAGAAGUAAAUGGUGACAAUCUGCUCCUCUCUCACAGCUCUGUUGUCACCCUGAAUGUAGACAACUCUGCUAUGUUAGAGAGUCCCACAGAUAAAAAGACUUUUAUAUGUACCACUUGUAAUAGAAGCUUUAAGGGUAAAGGUGCAUUACAGAACCAUGUGAAAACCCACACGGAGCAACAUCCGGUAUGUAACACAUGUGGUAGGAGAUUCCGUUAUUUAUCACAGUUAAAAGUACAUGAGAGUAUCCACACAGGUGAGAAGCCAUUUCCAUGUAAAACCUGCGGGAAACAAUUUAGACUAAGACCACAUUUACAAACUCAUCUAAGGAUCCACACAGGUGAAAAACCAUUCCUCUGCAAAACCUGCGGGGAACGAUUUAGACAUAAACCCAGUCUGGAAGCUCAUCUAAAGAUCCACACAGGUGAGAAGCCAUUCCCGUGUAAAACCUGUGGGAAACGAUUUAGACGGAAAACAGAUCUAGAUAUUCAUCUGAGGAUUCACACGGGUGAGAAGCCAUUCCCCUGCAAAACCUGCGGGAAACAAUUUAGACAAAAACCACAUCUAGAAGCUCAUCUAAGGAUUCACAAAGGUGAGAAGCCAUUCCCCUGUAAAAUCUGCGGGAAACGAUUGAGACGAAAAACACAUCUAGACGUUCAUCUAAGGAUUCACACAGGUGAGAAGCCAUUCCCCUGUAAAAUCUGCGGGAAACGAUUUAGACUAAAACCACAUCUAGAUGUUCAUUUGAGGAGUCACACAGGUGAGAAGCCAUUCCCCUGUAAAAUCUGCGGGAAACGAUUGAGACGAAAAACACAUCUAGACGUUCAUCUAAGGAUUCACACAGGUGAGAGACCGUACCUCUGUAACAUCUGCAGCAAAGCCUUCCAGGAACAAAAGAGUUUGAAACGACACAUCAUGGUGCACACAGGUGAAAAUCCUGUUCCUGUGCAUGUGAACAAAGCUUUACAGGUGGUUAAACCUUGUUGAACCACACAAGGUCUCACAGUUCUGUGUGGGACUGUGCAAAAGCUCACAAACAGGAAGUUAUGUUUAUGUGGUAUACUGUCUUUUUUAAUUGCCUAAUAAUAAAAUGAUUUGUUAUGA
Molecule: messenger RNA, 1582 nt
Organism: Betta splendens (Siamese fighting fish)
Lineage: Eukaryota; Metazoa; Chordata; Actinopteri; Anabantiformes; Osphronemidae
Product: zinc finger protein OZF-like
Exons: 2
Coding region: 95-1465 (456 amino acids)
Biological process (GO): regulation of transcription by RNA polymerase II
Molecular function (GO): DNA-binding transcription factor activity, RNA polymerase II-specific; RNA polymerase II cis-regulatory region sequence-specific DNA binding
Source: RefSeq, a predicted model, not a curated record